CUUUCGCCCAUUAUAAAACUGUUAGCCCCUGGGAUCCGGAGUGAUCGCACAACAAGCGAGAGAAUGUGUGUGGAAGAGAGUGAGAUCGUACUCAAAGUGCCUCGCAUGACGUCCACUCUCGAUUAUAGAGCCCGCGCGUUCGAGACCUUGCAGCGAGUAGAGCAGCAGGGAGUUCGAUCAUAGGAACAAUCUCAGGAAAACAACGACAGCUGCAGACGGGCUGACGAUGAAGAUGGAGAAGCUGGAGGAAUCGUGCCAGCGUUGGGAUAGGCUUCUCAAAGAGAUCACUUCUGAUCCGCCCUGCAAGUUCGAUUUGGUGCAGUUGUGGACAUUGUCUUGUGAGCAAAACAAGUUGGAAGAGUUGCCUGCAGCAGACGUAGAAGAUGGGGAAGAGUUCACGAAGGCCAAGGCAGUCCAGACGAACCUGCUACGAGCAAUCGGGAGUUGCAAAGCUGUCGAGGAGCUUUUAAUCCGAGACGCAUCUUAUGGUCGCUAUGGCGCUGGAUUCAAUGUCCUUACGCCCAUCGAGUGGGAGUUAUUUUUCUCCAAACUUCAGGCCAAUCCCAAUCUGCGGUCGGUGGUCAUCGAGGGAAGCGAGUCUUUCUACAAAAUAGUCAUCCCUCACUUCACUGCGUACAUUGCUGGUAGUACAACCCUCGAGAAUCUCCGCAUUGGCGAGCUGCUUCGCCAGGUCAAUGUCAUUCCCAAAUCAAGGAUAUGUCGCUUGGAUGAAGAAACGGUCCAAGCACUCUCAGAUGCUCUCAUCAAGAGCAAAAGCCUAGAGUUUCUUCAAAUAGGAUCCUUGGAAGUAGCGAGCAUUCACAUACUUUUGAAGGCCUUGACUGGAUCUCCUCGGAACCAAUCUAUAAAGGUCCUGGAGAUAGACGAGUUCGUUGGGUGGUUGGGAUAUGCUUUGCCUAAUCUUCUGGUGUCGGAGAAUUGCACACUGAAGGAGAUUGUGCUGAACGUCUUGACCUGCUCGGAGCUCGAUGUCGAGCAAUGCAGUGCAAUUGGAUGCUCUUUGCUGCAAACGACUUCUCUCGAGAGGUUCACCCUGGUCACCGACCUGCGAAGUGAAGUCGACUUAGUGCCCACUUAUAAUGUGCAGAAUGCGAUGGAUGUCAUGGACGAGCUGGUGAAGGCCAGCCGAGGAAGCUCGAUACUCAAGUUCGAUUUGUGUAUCUUGCGCGAUUACAUGGAUGUCCAUCUGACUAGUUGGCUCGUGAAAGCGUUGAAUCGAUACUCUAACUUGGAUCGGCUUCAACUCACGACGUCCAGGGUCGCUGGCUUCGAAAUGCAUGAGCUCUUUCCGAUAUUCGAAGCCAUGAAGUCCAAUUUCUUCCUGCAAUGUCUCAGCAUCAAGAGCAUCAGCGCAGAAGGUGGUUGGAAGCACCUCACCGAAUGCUUGCAGCUCAAUACGAAUCUCAAAAGGUUGUCUUUUGAGGACUGCUCCAUCCUCGACGACGAGAGCUUCAAGUCUCUGAUGGAGCUACUGCAAGUGAACAUCUACCUCGAAGACAUUGACUUCGGAAGUUCCUACUCGCGUUCUGACGGACGCGCUGCAUUGGUGAAAGAAGCGUUGAGACGCAACAAAGCUUACAGGUUCAACAUCCAGACGCUCUCAAAUGCCGGACUCGCAUUCAAUGGUCCUAAAUCAGGCCGUCUAUUUUUGUGCGGAAGUCCUCAUGGAGGGAAGACAAGACUGAGAAUGACCAUGAUGAAGACCCGAAGUAAGAAGAGCUGGUUGAGGAAGGUCGUAUCCGGCACCAAGAAAACCAAGGGCGUCGAGGUGGAGAUGCUGAGGGACGAUGAAGACAUGCAAGUCUCGAUAUGGGAUUUGGCAGGCCAAUGGAUCUUUCGCGCUCUGCAAGACCUGAUAUUCCCGAGGGCGAGUCAGACCUGCCUGUUCGUGUUCGUGUUCAGCCCUCUCGAUGACAACCAGGAUAAGAUGAAGCCUGAUCUUGGACAAGCUUUGCGGUCUGAGCUGACAUCAUGGUUGAGGUUCGUGGCUUCCAACUCGCAAAUCACGGGCCAUUGCGUUCCACAUGUGCUCGUGGUCAUGACUCAUAAGGACAAGAUGGACAACCAGGAAUCCGGCUGGGCCAAAUUCAUCGUCAACGAUCUGCAAGAAAAAUUCAAGGGCGUGCUGGAUCUACAUGGAGGUGAAGAGCUGUACUACGUGGAUGCUCAUGCUACCAAAGAGGUGCAGCCCUUGACCGAGCACAUUCUUCGAUUGUUCGAAGAAUCGCUGCAACGCAGGACCUCCAUGGUUCCUUGGGUGUGCUCGCAGCUGGUUUCCAAACUGGCCAAGCGUCCCGUCGAGAUAGUGAACUGUCCUGUGUGGGGAAUCGACACACUGUACUCCUUCUUCUCGCAGGAGAUCAGGAUCUUGCAAGCGGGAUCCUUCGACCUGCGAGUGAAAUCCGAGCGAACUGUUCUGGAAGCCGUGGCGUUGUACAUGCACGAUGUAGGAAGCAUAGUUAUCAUCCCCAAUUCCGAUAUGGUGGUGGUCGACGUCAACUGGCUCACUCACAAGUUUCUCGGCCGACUCAUCUGCCAAGGUCAUAAUUUCCACGUCAAAGACGGAAGCGCGCACUUGAGCCCUGAUGGUUUCGUGGCCCAGUUCGAGCUCCAAGAAAUUCUUCUGAAACUCUGGACCAAGCAUCGUCGACAGGGCAUCACCUUCGACAUCAGGGUUCUCGAAGACCUCCUCAUCAAGCUCGACCUGUGCUACCUCGUUACCAGUAAGAAGGGAGAGACGCGUUUCUUCAUUCCCAGCCUCUUCGGUAAAGGCGAGAGCAAGCAACUGGUAGGAGCAACUUCCCAGCAUUCUCUCGAAUGGACUGCACCGCAGUCUCCAGCAGCAGAUUGGGGCCAUUUUGGUUUCCGCCUGCAAUGUCAUGACAAGGAAAGGACCUUGUUGACUUCAGCAGUUUUUCCACGGUUCCAGAUUCACUUGCGCAACAGAAUGAUUUCGAUUGGCCUCGAGAUGAUCCAGGAACAAUUCGAUUGUGCUCACGAUUACAUCAAGAUACACGUGAACGGCUGCUUCAUCAUCGUAGAGAGGGGUGGAGUUUCUGGGGAUCACGUGGACAUACUGGUGAGGUUCUCCAAGGUCAAGCAACGGGAGCGAGCGGCGGCCAUGUCAUUCGUCCGAGACAAUCUCCUGGAGGAGUUCCGAGCAUACUGCGCGUCCCCGAAAGGCUGUCCUGGAGUGGCCCUAUCCAUGGCGAUAAUCCGGCCCGAGUGUGUGAAGAAAUUGACACCGCAUUUGCACAGGACUUCCAACCAGGUCGUUCUGGUGGAGGAGUUGAAGAGGGAGUUCGCAGAAAGCGUCGAGCGCAACUUGCAGCACGCAGAGCUCGAUGGCAAGCAGUGGGGACAUGACAACUUCCUGCUCGACUAUCAGCAUACGUGGCCCAGAGUACCGCAGGCGAGCCUGCUCCCCCACUCCGAGCCUGCGAUCGAGCUCUUGGAAAGAAGGGAACUGGAGGAGGUCGUGAAGGCUGUCCGAAAACGGAGAGAAACCAGCCUUCAGGAAUUACGUCAAGUCGUGGAAACUCUGGAUGCAAAUUUAGGUGAUACCAAAUCGUCGGAAAAGACUGUCGUCGCUCCGGCAAACUCGGACGAAGGAAGCCUCGAGAUAUCGCUCAACGAAAGAGAUGCCGAGCUGGUGAACUUGAUCAUGUUCCAACUGGACAAGCAGCACGGCGUGGAUGAUGGUCUGAGCUCUUUGGAAGACCAGGUCCAGGGGAUUCGUAAGGACCUGGCGAGGAUCCUAUCGAUCCAGCGAGAGAUGCGCUGCAACUUGAUGCAAAUCAUGUCGAAGGUGGAUCGGAUGAUUUGCUACACGGAUGCACUGAAGAAGGCCAAAAUGCCCCGACGCCCCUUCUUGACGUUGGAGGACAUGGGCAUCCGAAAGAGGUUGGGCAUGGCUGUGCAGUUCGGGACUCCGGUUCGCCUGCACCUUCUGUGCGAAUCUCAAGCGGGACCACAUAUCAUCGAAAAGCAACCAGGCUGGGGGGUAUGCGUGACGAAGGAGAACAAGGAGUGGCUGCGUCUGAUCUCCGUGAAUUCGUUGAGGAUAGCGUGGUACUUGAUGAAAAGCGGAGUGCAACUCAUCCAUACGGGGCAGCAGCAGGUCAAGGAACCGGAGCUCUCUGAGCUCGGAAUUGGAUCCAAAGGUGCCUUGACGGUCACCGAUGUCACGCUGGAUUCCCUCAAGGCUCGUGACAGCAUGCCUCUGGUGCCGGGUGAUGAAAUGACGAGUGAAGCGUGGACUUUUUUGAAGAACUGUCUGGCUGCGAAAUUCGACUACGCGAACGAUUUCAAGCUCCAUCUGGUGAAAUACCGAGCGCCCACCGGAUCCAUAAACGACUCACAUGCUUGGCUCUGUGCAAAUUGUUUGAGCAGAGGCCAGCGGAAUGGUAUUUUGAGUAAAGUCGGGCAAGAUCAGCUUGCAAAUUGAGAAGUAGGCUAGCCACCGACUCCCAUGGUACAUAACCGAAACUCCGAGCACAUUAGAGCUAGAGAGAUCAGCAGCCCAGCACGACUUCCGCAUUACCAUACAUAGAAAGACAUGUACAGAUCUUUUACAAUUCGAAUUGUGUACAGUUCACUACCAUCUGGUGUCUGUUCGUCUUUCUACCGCUUCUGUGAUUGCACCUCAUGAUGACAACCGGCCGUGACCCACGACCAUGUAGGCUGCAUCGCAUGAACAAUUGCGUUGUAUCGUCAGAUGAUUGAGAAUGGACGAGAUGGACGCCGUUCAGACUUGGUUGCAACGUCGUUCUGUCUCUUACGAAACUCGAGGUGUUCCGCACUGUCAGCAUCUAAGCAGAGAGAGGCCUGAGCUUGAACAAGCUCAGGCCUC
Marchantia polymorpha subsp. ruderalis is the source of this 4873-nucleotide messenger RNA. The record is from the annotation of a GenBank genome assembly. NCBI's taxonomy places the organism in Eukaryota, Viridiplantae, Streptophyta, Marchantiopsida, Marchantiales, Marchantiaceae.